This is a messenger RNA of Medioppia subpectinata, 1380 nucleotides long. The record is from the annotation of a GenBank genome assembly. NCBI's taxonomy places the organism in Eukaryota, Metazoa, Arthropoda, Arachnida, Sarcoptiformes, Oppiidae.
AUGGAUAAACAACCGAUUCGUCUGUCUUAUCGAUUGCUUCUUCUGGUGAUUAUUGUUGCGUUCUUCCGGAGUACAGUAUACGUGAUGUCUAUCACUCAAAUCUCUACCACACCGAACGCCGUAACCAAUGAACACCCUAGGCCCACACGCUCCUCUUCGUCGUCAGCGGCGGCCGGCACUCAAUUGGCGCAGAUUAUGAUAAACUAUAACAAGAUCUCGCAGUCGCCGCCGAUGAACGGCUCGACCGAUUGGUUGAACUGCUUUUACGAUUUGAUGCGAACCGAAUGGACGCGUUUGCGGACAUUUCACGCCCGACAAGUCUGGUCGCACCGCUUCAUCACCGCCGAAGAGUUGGCUAACGCGGGAUUCUUCUACACUUCUAAUGGUGAUAGAGUUCAGUGCGCUUUCUGUCGAGGAGUGGUCUCGCACUGGAAAUCUAAAGACCAAGCGCUUAGUGAACACAGCAUUCACUUCCCAUUGUGUCCGUUCAUAAUGGAGAUGGAUGUCGGGAAUGUGCCCAUCGGUAGAGAUCCCAUUCACGACCCUAAGGCCAGACACGAUGUCUGCGGGAAUAUGAGUUCAUAUGAAGACAUGAAUUCAGUGCGUAACUCUAUUUCAAUCAAUAGAAGAGAUGCCGAUAUUAAUGCAUUGAAUACACAUAUAAGUGAAUUUGGAGUCCAGCCCCACAACGGACCCAAGAAUCCCGAAUAUAACUCGAUUGACGCCCGAAAGCGUUCCUAUUAUAUCAAUGCUUGGGAUCAAUCGAUUCCCGUAUCAACGGAUAGCUUAGCUGAGGCCGGCUUUUUCUCAGUCGGAAUGAGUGAUUACACGAAGUGUUUCUACUGUGACGGCGGUCUGUCAAAUUGGGAGCCGGGAGACGAGCCGUGGACACAACACGCCAAAUGGUUUCCCGACUGUCACUUCGUUGUGCUCAACCAAUCGCAGGCAUUUGUCGAUCAAUGCAGACAAAUGCAAGUCAACGAAGGACCCACCAAUUCCCUCAAUGAGAACGAAUCCGAUCCCGAAAUUUACAGCGAUUACGACUCAGACGAAGAAUCGGUGAACGCGUUGGGCAUCCGUGCCAUCAAUGAAUGGAUGAAUACAGAUAUUGUGCUCCAAAUAAUGGACAUAAAUGUUGGAACCCCGUCGCUGUCGUCGACCGUAUUGUCACUAUCCAACUACUCCUCGUCACCCGAUAUGUUGGUCAAUGAUUGCGAACCGAGUCGUGUGGAAGACAAUCGGUUAUUGUGUAAAAUAUGUUUAGACCGUGAGAUAGAAGUGGUGUUUCUUCCGUGUGGCCAUCAGUUGGCGUGUACUCAAUGCGCCCCUUGUGUGGCCGACUGUCCCAUAUGUCGCAAAAUCAUUCGCGGGACAAUGUAA